Messenger RNA from Paramisgurnus dabryanus, 2141 nucleotides. RefSeq names its product Fc receptor-like protein 5. Gene Ontology annotation, biological process: cell surface receptor signaling pathway; immune response. The record is from RefSeq and is a predicted model, not a curated record. Gene Ontology annotation, cellular component: external side of plasma membrane. Gene Ontology annotation, molecular function: transmembrane signaling receptor activity. Lineage: Eukaryota; Metazoa; Chordata; Actinopteri; Cypriniformes; Cobitidae.
UCACUGACGGAGAACAGCUUUGCUUUACUCUGCGGCUGCAAAAGGAAAUGUAUAAAAUACUUUUUUUGACAGUGGCAGUCAUUGCACCAGUGACAUCUCAAAAUGCAACUGAUGAUGUUCCAAUUCCAAAGCUGACCGCAGAUCCAACCUGGACAGAUUUUUUCCCAAACGAACAAAUCACCAUGCACUGUGGAUUCGUUAGCAGUUCUGACGGCUGGUCCUUUGAAUGGACCAAAAAUGGCAAAACAAUUAAAACAAACCCUACUUUAACCAUCACAGCAAAGAGUUCUGACUCUGGACAAUAUUCAUGUAAAGGAAAACUUAAUGGAAGAUCAGUUGUUACCCAACAGAGCAAUGUAUUUCAACUAAACGUAAGAGAUAUUCCUAUUCCAAAGCUGACCGCGGAUUCAACCUGGACAGAGUUUUUCCCAAACGAACAAAUCACCAUGCAGUGUGGAUUCGGAAGCAGCUCUGACGGCUGGUCCUUUGAAUGGACCAAAAAUGGCAAACAAAUUAACACAAACCCUACUUUAACCAUCACAGCAAAGAGUUCAUCUGACUCUGGAAGAUAUACAUGUAAAGGAAAACUUAAUGGCAGAUCAGUUAGUACCCAACAUAGUAAUUUAUUUCAGUUUAACGUAAAAGAUAUUCCUAUUCCAAAGCUGACCGUGGAUCCAACCUGGACAGAGUUUUACCCAAACGAACAAAUCACCAUGCAGUGUGGAUUUGGAAGCAGUUCUGACAGCUGGUCCUUUGAAUGGGCCAAAAAUGGCAAACAAAUUAACACAAACCAUACUUUAAUCAUCACAGCAAAGAGUUCAUCUGACUCUGGAAGAUAUACAUGUAAAGGAAAACUUAAUGGCAGAUCAGUUAGUACCCAACAGAGUAAUGAAUUUCAACUUAACGUAAAAGAUAUUCCUAUUCCAGUGCUGACUGCGAAUCCAAACUGGACAGAGUUUUUCCCAAAUGAGCAAAUCACCAUGCAGUGUGGAUUUGGAAGAAGUUCUGACGGGUGGUACUUUGGAUGGGCCAAAAAUGGCAAACCAAUUAAAAAAAACCCUACUUUAACCAUCACAGCAAAGAGUUCUGACUCUGGACAAUAUGCUUGUAAAGGAAAACUUAAUGGCAGAUCGGUUACUACCACACAGAGUAAUGUAUUUCAACUAAACGUAAAAGAGAUUCCUAUUCCAAUGCUGACUGCGGAUCAAAACUGGACAGAGUUUUUCCCAAAUGAGCAAAUCACCAUGCAGUGUGGAUUGGAAAGCAGUUCUGACGGCUGGUCAUUUGAAUGGACCAAAAAUGGCAAACAAAUUAUAAGAAACCCUACUUUAACCAUCAUAGCAAAGACUUCUGACUCUGGACAAUAUGCAUGUAAAGGAAAACUUAAUGGCAGAUCAGUUAGUACCAAAACGAGUAAUACAUUUCAACUAAACGUAAAAGCUCUUUCAGAAACUUCACUGAACCUGGUCACUGAAUUGAGUGACAUCAUCGCUGGAAAUAUCCUGACACUGAAUUGUAAGGUUUUAGAUGAUAAAACAUGGAAUUACACCUGGUUUGAGAACAAUCAGGAGCUGAAUGAAUCUUCAAGUACAUUAAAGGUCAAAUCAACCGAAGAAACUAUAAAAAAUGAAUUUAAAUGCAGAGGGAAAAGGACAGAACGACCGCUGUACUCCUCUUUGAGUGAUCCGUUCAUGGCAAAUAAUAUUUUGUUCAAAAGAAAAAUACUGCUGGCCAUUUCAGGCUGUUUUGUCUGCUGUUUUGUCAUUUUGAUCAUUGGAUGCAUCGUACUGAAGAUCACUCGUAAACCAGAGAAGAAAGAGCCAGUUCAUGAAGACUUGUUUAUCUCACUAGCAGAUUCCAAGAACCAAGCAACUUCGCCCUUGAUGGAGUAUAUGGACAAUAAACCAUUAGAAAAAGAAUCCGAUGAAAAAAAAGAACUGCAGCUGGAUCGUAUUUCAGUCACUCAUGUUGAUGGUAUGAUAAUGGGUGAAGAUUCAACAUCAUCAGAAACUAAUGGCCUAACAUCUUUUAAAGCAAUCUAAAGCAUUUUGUCAACGAUCAACAUCAAGACGAAGCUUCCCUCUUUUCUACUUAAGCAGUUAAAGUAGCACGUGCAUGAUUAAUAAAACUGCAUUAUGUAU